UUGGACGACUCCUUGGUACAACUGGAGCCACAUCUGGAGCCAAACAGGAGCCACACCAGGAGCCACAUCAGGAGCCACACAGGAGCCAACAAGAAAAACUUUGGGGCGCCUGGCAGAGUGGACCUAGAAGAUGGCCCACUCAAGUCACGUGAGCAUUAAACACAAACGAAGUCUUCAACAAAGACGUAGCGAGAGCGUGAAUGAAUAUGAAAAUGCAGAUGACUUUGAAGAAGGUCGCCAUCUGAAGGUCGCUGUCUCCCACAAGGGCCUGUCCGUGACCUCACUGGUCAAUGAGGACAGGAGGAAGAGGGACCUCUUUGAGAGGGACUUGGCCAGAGUCAUUAAUGCCAACUUUAACCCCAUCACCAACAAACAACAGAGGGCGACACAUCUGGAGAAGUGGAACCGUUUGAAAAAUUUGGGGCAGACGACGGAAUCUUCUCAUCAGGACGUCGCCUCGUUUCUGGAGCAGACUCGAAAAUUGGCGAGAGAAGAUACCUACACGGCCUUCCGGACCUGCAAACUUCCGGUGCUAGUCACAACCCCUGUCUGCGUGGUGCAGCCGACCUUGCUGACGUCACCAAAAGACGACCCCAACAAGCUGGGGGUGGGGCUGGACGGGACAGCAAAAGUUUCUUUCCGCAUGUCUUCAAACUCGAGCAGAGGUCACGGGCAAGCAUCCCAGGUCCCGUUCAGGAGCCCGAGACGUGAACCCUACCACGCCUCCCCUUGGACGUUCGACGAACGCAAGUGUUUCUUCACCACCCGGAUCAUCCCGCCCCACCAGAGACGCGAGACGCCCAUCACCCUAGAGCGGAACGUCGUAGAGGUCGACUCCGGCAAGAUGUUGUCUACAGUCUUCACGCCCAUUCUCAAGAGCAAAUCCCAGAUGUCCAAAAGCAUGAUGUAG
Physella acuta is the source of this 910-nucleotide messenger RNA. RefSeq lists its product as uncharacterized. NCBI's taxonomy places the organism in Eukaryota, Metazoa, Mollusca, Gastropoda, Physidae. The record is from RefSeq and is a predicted model, not a curated record.